Monopterus albus (swamp eel) is the source of this 6111-nucleotide messenger RNA. RefSeq names its product fibroblast growth factor receptor 4 (gene fgfr4). NCBI's taxonomy places the organism in Eukaryota, Metazoa, Chordata, Actinopteri, Synbranchiformes, Synbranchidae. Gene Ontology annotation, cellular component: plasma membrane; signaling receptor complex. The coding region runs from base 793 to 3579 and encodes 928 amino acids. Gene Ontology annotation, biological process: cell surface receptor protein tyrosine kinase signaling pathway; protein phosphorylation; multicellular organism development. The record is from RefSeq and is a predicted model, not a curated record. The transcript has 20 exons. Gene Ontology annotation, molecular function: ATP binding; fibroblast growth factor binding; fibroblast growth factor receptor activity.
CAGUGUAUGGUAGGUGGGCUGGUGUGUGAGGGACACAGUAGCUCGCUCCUCUCUGUCUGCUGUAGAAAGGAAACGGUCAGAGGAGACUUAGCUCCACAUUUCAGCAGCAGACCUUACCGGGAUAAACUCACCAAGUAAAGGAGAAUUUGCAGAAGCGCUGCGUAAAGGCGCACGUAAAGAGUUUUAUCAAAGACUGGUCUACGCUAUCAGGAAGGGACUCUGAACUACGGGACACGUUUUAUCGUUCGUCUCCAGUCAGCCCCUGUUCCCUGUUCUCUCGCCACAUAGGAUCCUUAAAAAACAUUUUCAGAACAAGAAAGACCCAAAUCUACGCGCACAAACGCACCUUCUCGCUCCCUGUUUGGUUUUGUUUCUCUCACUGGAUUUAGCGCCCUGAGUGGACUUUGCCCCGGCAAUCACAGCACGUUCCUUGGGUCACCAGGAGACAGACCAGCUGCCGUUCAUGUUCCAGGGGACUAUUUUUGAUGGAUUUAUAAGUCAGUGUCGUGUUCAGGCGGAUAUUAAACAACCGAAGCCCGCUCACAGACUGCUCUGGAAAAAGUAUACAGCGGGACCCAAAUGAGGAUUUCAAUUUUCUCCUGUAUCGACCGGGACAAGGAGUGAGUUCUUCUUGGUGCCAGCCGAGGCAAGGACAGACCGGUAGGAAAGGAUCCAAAUUUAGAAACUUUGCAUGUUUCUGAGUUUGCUAAUGCCAGACAGCAGCGUGUGAGGCCCACUUCAGGCUUCCAACAUUUAUUACUACGUUUUAACCACAAGACCCACAUCUAGAAGAUGGUGAGGGCCUGCACCGUCUGUGUUCUCCUGCUCUGGUUAUUGGACAGAGUUUCAACUAGGACCAUCAGUGAAGGAAGACCUAGAGAUCUACGAGUCUCCAGGCCUCUGAUUGUGCCAGGUUACCCAGAAAACACCACAGGGGUAGUGGGUGGCCAGGCGAAGCUGGUGUGUAAAAUCCAUAGGCCGGCAUCCACCAAGGUGCAGUGGCUGAAGACGGAGGUCAGCGCACCAGGACAAAGCCAGGGAGGAGCACCUCGCCUCAGGGCUGUGAUGGCUCUGCAGAGCAAUGCAUCCAAGCUGAACAUCCUGCUCCUGUCCAACAUCACUCUGCAGGAUGCAGGAGAAUAUAUCUGCAUGGCAGAGAGCACCCAUUCUGGACGGACGGUACAGGCCAUGCAGUCAGCGUGGUUGGAUGUUCUGCCUGAUGUUCUUGAGGACCUAAGCGAGGAUACUACAGAGCAUCUUCUGUUGGAGCUGGGCAACGUGCUGAAACUGCGCUGCGACAUGAGCACCCGGCCUGGCAUGGCGGUGAACUGGUACAAGGAAGGAGUCCGAGUUCUGCCCACACCCCGUAUCCAGAUCCGUGGUGCCAUCAUGGAGAUCACAGAUGUAACAUAUGAGGAUUCAGGCAUUUAUGUUUGUGUUUUCCGGGGAACCAAAGAGCCUCUGAGAAACUUCACCAUCACUGUAGCAGAUUCACAAGGGUCAGGAGAUGAUGACGAGGACAAUGGCUUGGAGGACUCAUCGACUGACAUCGAAAAUGACCAGGUUUACUUCUCCAGAGGUCCCUAUUGGACUCACACCCAGCGUAUGGAGAAGAAGUUGUACGCUGUUCCUGCAGGCAAUACGGUGAAGUUUCGUUGCCCAGCCAUGGGCAGCCCCAUGCCAAGCAUCCGCUGGCUCAAAAAUGGACGAGAAUUUAGAGGAGAGCAUCGCAUCGGGGGCAUCAAGCUGAGGCACCAGCACUGGAGCCUGGUGAUGGAGAGCGUUGUUCCUUCAGACAGAGGAAACUACACCUGCGUGGUGGAAAACAAAUAUGGCUCCAUCUCUCACAGCUACAUCCUCGAUGUCCUCGAGCGCUCCCCCCACAGGCCCAUCCUGCAGGCUGGUCUGCCAGCCAACACUACAGCAGUGGUGGGCAGUGAUGUCCAGUUCCACUGUAAAGUCUACAGUGAUGCCCAACCUCACAUUCAGUGGCUCAAACAUAUUGAAGUAAAUGGCAGCCGCUAUGGUCCCGAUGGGAUACCCUAUGUUAGAGUCCUCAAGACUGGCAGCCUGAACAUGUCAGAGGUGGAGGUGCUCUACCUGUCUAAAGUCACCAUGUACGAUGCGGGAGAGUACACCUGUCUGGCCGGAAAUUCAAUCGGUUUCGCCCACCAGUCCGCUUGGCUCACUGUCCUCUCAGAGGAGGAAGCUGCAGACGCUAUGGAAACCAUGGAGACCAAGUAUACCGACAUCAUCAUUUACGCCUGUGGGUUCUUGGCUCUGAUCAUGGCCAUCAUCAUCGUGGUGUUGUGUCGAAUGCAGGUCCAGCCCAGAAGGGAGCCAUUUGAUGCUCUUCCUGUCCAUAAACUUUCCAAGUUUCCUCUUCGCAGACAGUACUCAGUGGAGUCAAACUCAUCAGGGAAGUCCAGUGCAUCUCUGAUGAGGGUCGCUCGUCUUUCAUCCAGCUGCUCUCCCAUGCUGGCCGGAGUCAUGGAGUUUGAGUUGCCCCACGACCCAGACUGGGAGUUCCCCAGAGAGAAUUUAACACUGGGCAAACCUCUAGGAGAAGGCUGCUUUGGACAAGUGGUCAGAGCUGAAGCCUACGGCAUCAACAAGGACUGUCCUGACCAGGCCGCCACUGUGGCAGUUAAGAUGCUUAAAGAUGAUGCCACUGACAAGGAUCUGGCAGAUCUCAUCUCAGAGAUGGAGAUGAUGAAAGUGAUGGACAAACAUAAGAACAUCAUCAACCUGCUGGGAGUCUGCACACAGGAUGGCCCCCUCUAUGUGCUAGUGGAGUAUGCCUCCAAAGGCAGUCUGAGGGAGUACCUGCGGGCCCGGCGACCCCCAGGGAUGGACUACACCUUUGAUGUGACCAAGAUGCCUGAGGAGCAGCUCACUUUCAAAGACCUGCUGUCUUGUGCCUAUCAGGUGGCCAGAGGGAUGGAGUACCUGGCCUCUAAAAGGUGCAUCCACAGAGAUUUGGCAGCCAGAAAUGUUCUGGUAACGGAGGACAAUGUGAUGAAGAUUGCUGACUUUGGCCUGGCUAGAGGGGUUCACCAGAUUGACUACUACAAGAAAACCACCAACGGCCGACUGCCGGUGAAGUGGAUGGCACCAGAAGCCCUGUUUGACAGAGUCUACACACACCAGAGUGACGUGUGGUCAUUUGGAGUACUGAUGUGGGAGAUCUUCACACUGGGCGGGUCACCAUAUCCUGGUAUCCCUGUUGAAGAGCUCUUCAAGCUGCUGAAAGAAGGACACCGAAUGGACAAACCCUCCAACUGUACACAUGAACUCUACACGCUGAUGCGUGAGUGUUGGCAUGCUGUUCCAUCCCAGAGACCGACCUUCAAACAGCUGGUGGAGGAGCUGGACAGAGUGCUGCUGUCCAUCUCUGACGAGUACUUGGACCUGUCGACACCCUUCGAGCAGUACUCCCCAUCAUGUGAGGACACGUCUAGCUCCUGUUCCUCUGACAACGACUCUGUUUUUACCCAUGAUGCUUUGUCCACUGAUCCCUGCCUCCUGGGAUACCAGGACGUGCGCUCCCGGAUAGAUAUAAAGACCGCGCUCCGAUAGGCACUCAAGUAAAGCAACACAUCUGCUGGUGGCCAUAUUGGAGGUCCACAGCAAAAUUUCUAAAAUGAAAUUGACAACGAACUUCCAUUAUUGCACCAGAAAAAGCCCUUCCAUGUAGGUGCACAUCUUUUACACACACAUACACACAAAUACAUACACAGACACAGAUAUGUACAUAUGGAGCACUGAGGCCACUGGGCUUCAUUGUACAGUGGAGUUUUGUAGAAAAACGUUUCAUUGUGGGCAGCAGAACGAGCAGGAGAAAGGACAAACAAAACCUGGUACUUUGGAUUAUCAGCGCUGGCACUCUGCCCAAGAACAGUUGCGACGUUGGAAAACUAUGGCACUAAGCACAACAGAAGAAACCCUGGUACUGCCAACAGCUUAGAAUGCUUUCUAUGAUCAGCUGUCCCUCAGAGAGGUCACCGACAGUGAUCUCCUCACACAAAUCCUUGGUGAUAAAGACAUUUUAACAGACAAAAAAAGAUUUAUUUUGCUAUGAUUAAAAAGAAGAAAUUGACUGUUAAAUAUAAGUCUCUCUAUAUAAGAUUAUUUUACGUUUGUCUUGCUUAUUUAAAACGAGAACAGUCUUAAAUCUCAGGAUCUCUUUUGCUAAGAAGUUGUUUUAGUGGCAGCAAAGUGCCUGAAUUUAGGAUUUCCUGUGAAUAUAUUAGAAUAUCUAAAUAUUGUAUAUACAUUUAUACAACAGAAAGAUGAUUGCCUUAUAUAAAUUAUUCUGAAUGACACAGAAAUGAAGGUUACUGAAAGUGAAAAAAGAAAGAGGAACUUCAUCAAGUGCUUCAAGUGCCAAACCUACAAAGCUGCCACAUGUCUUCAUGUUCAGGUUUCAUUCCAAAAUGCCACCAUAUUCACUGUAGAAGCAUUAUUUAUACCUAAUAACAGGAGCUCAAGGAAGCAGCCCAUAUUUCAAAUGUAAAGAACUCUAAACACACCAUUGGCAUCAUUAAAGAACAGUAGAUGUUAAAAUUUUUGGUUUGUCUUUUAUAAAUACUAAACACCUAUUUGUAUUUUCAGUUUUGACUGAUUAAGAAAUACAAAUUAAAAUUUUUCCAUGAACAACUAAAACUCCAAAUUUUUGUGCCAAAAACAAACAAACAAAUAUGGAUAGUGCCUUUACAAAAUGGCUUAAACAUGGAAAUUUGGGAAUGAAACCCUCUAUUUAUCUUUUUUUUUUUAACUGCAGCAGCCUCCAGCCCAAGAAAACAAUGAGGCAUAAUACCAGAGUGAGGGCAGUUAUUGCUGCUGUUGUUGGACAAAAAACACAAAUCUGGAACUUUUGUGUUUUCUCAUAAUUUGCAAGCUUAUGAGCAUAGAAGCUGCAUCUCCUAAAUUUAAAACCCAAGCCAAAAAGGUUGUGAGAUUAUUUACAGGUAAAAACAACUAAGUAAACUUUGAGACAGCAUCUUGUGGACUUCCCCAAAUACAGUAACAGCUUUACUCAUUCAGUCUUCGCCUACAUGGCUGCUGUGUCAGGGACAGUGACUCUGUAAGACAGGGACUGUGUGGAGCUGGCCCAAGCCCACUGUCACUGCCGACAAGGAGAAGAGGCAGGGAGGGGGACACUGAAUGUGAAAGCUAGUGUGAUUGAUUUCAAAUAGAAGAGAGGGGGGAGGGACUCUCCUUUGUCUGGCUGUAACCCUUCACCCAGCCCAAUCUGCUGGCGAGGGCUCCUCAGGUCCGCAGCCUGGCCGGACAAUGAGGCUUUGCAGGCAUAAUGGGUGUGACUAUGGGCCAGAGGGAAUUUUGGGGGGUAGUGGUGUGGGGAUAGCUUGGGCUUGUGUGCAAAUUAAGAGGCUCUUAUUAUGGUAAUGUCUACUUUUGUCUCCCAAAUUUCCCUAUCUUUAUCCAUAGCCACAAUCUUUUAAAUUACAAAUCUUAAUUCAGAUUCACUGGCCCGCCACUGCCACCAGCAGCAGAAAAUUCCCCUGUGGAGUAAAAUAUCAAGCGAGUUUCAUCCUGCCUAAUGAAUCUGACCACGGACAAAACAGUCGAGAUAGAAACAAAUUACCCAUUGGCAGGUGCUGCAUGGAAAGAGAUUUUCAUGAACAAGAGCAAAAUGUUUGAUCAGCUAAUAUUAUGUCUUUUCUAGACCUUUGAUUCUUCAGAAGUGAAGCCCGUCAAGAUAUUCACAGAUUGCAAUGAGUACAUUUAAAUGAAAAUGCUAUAUUACCAGCUGUACUGCACAAUUACAUGUGUAUUAUUCAUUUUAGAUGUGUGAAAGUUUUCCAAAAUGCUCUAAAUUCUUCAUCUAGUCAUCCUCUGUGUAAAACCAGCCAGCCAUGUGGCCAAUGAAGGAUUAACGUAUCUACUCUCCUUAUCUGUUUGCAUUUUACACUGCCAUUUAUCUUGUGACAGCUGAUGGCGCUGAUGGAUGUCUCAUUUUGGAACGAAGCUCUUACGUUUACAUAAAGUUUCCGGACACAUUUGCAUCUUUACAUUCCAGUUACCUGCGCUUCUCCCAGAUACAAACUGUAAACAAUCACAACACUCUUAAAAAUUUCUUCAAGAGAA